AGCUGAAGCCUUAGGUUUUGGGUUUUUUUUUUACUCUGUACUGUAGCUGAAGUUGGAUUCCUGUAAAGAAUUUUCCAAAGUGCCUUCUCCCUGCAGUUCUUUCUAGAAGCCUUUCCAGUCUUAAUUACCAGACAGUAAAAUGCUGCUUGUUAGAAAAUUGUGCUUAAUGUAAAAGCGCAAUGAUAUAGUGAUAUUAAAAGUGUAUUUAAUUGCUCUUGGCAGUGUUUCUCAAAGAGGACCCUGGCUGUUCAACUGCUAAACAGUAAUACAUAGGCCUGCUCUUCUGAUUUCCACUGACUGCAACCUUUUGUGGAUUUAAAGCUGCUGCUGAUAACAGGUUGAUUUGGACUACAAUCUGAUGAGAUCAUUGUACAGUGGGACAGCCUGAAUCUUAGUGACGUGCUUGUUCAGUAUUAUUCACAUCAAACGGUUUACAACAGAUUUUAGCGUUAGUGAGGCACCUGUCAUUAAUUGGUUAGCUGAUGACUAUCCAACAAGCCAAUGAGAGACUUUGAGACCCUGGUAUCAUGCGUGUGCACAAUAACAGGUUUAAGAUGGAUACAUCAGAAGAACCUCAAAAAAAAGUUUUCAAAGCUCGGAAAACAAUGAAAGCAAGUGAUCGUCAACAAUUAGACGCAGUGCACAAGGCAAAAGAGGAAUUGCUAAAACCAACAGAGUUGAAGCUACUGAAUGGAAAUCAUGAAAAUGGGGAUAUUGAUAUAAUUGCGGAGACAGAUUUUGUGAAUGACAGAAAAGAACUUAAUGGCAUGAUAGAUGUCAAGUCUGAGUCUCAUGAAGUUUCGAUUGUCAAGCUUUCAGACAUCAAGGAAGGUAUAAUGAAGCUUGACCAAACCAAAGACUUAAAACUGAACAUUGAACUUCAUUCUACUGAGAGUCCUGUAUGUCAAGACAAUGAAACCAAUAUGUUGGCAUGUGAAGAUAAGGUACCUGUGGCUUCUGAUAACUGUGCAGAACAACAUGAAGAAAACAGUACCGAUGUGGCACAAGAAGAAACUCCAAGUUUACAGUCAUUAGAUAAGACAACCACUAAUAUUGAAUUAUCCGAAAAAUUAUCUGAAGUCAACAAUUCUGGGGAAGAGGAAAGUCAUAUUGUUUUGGAUGGAAUUCAUGAGUUAGAAGAUGAUAUCCCAGAGGAAGAGGUAAAAGGUGAUGUUAAUGGAAGGGCACUGGCAGAAGAAAAUAUGGACGUAGAGCAUGAGGAGCAAGAGAAAAUUUUACAAAAAGAAGAAGAAGAAGAAAGUAAUGACCUAAAAGAUUCUACAGACGAGCAAGGUGUAGAAUCAGAUGUUGCAGAGGGAACAAAAGAACUGUCAAAGGAAGAACUACAAGAAACUACAGAGAAUGUAAAUCAUCAGGAAAUGAAACCGGAGGGGGAAACUGAGAAUGCAGCCAAUAUUCCUGAGGGCACCAAUGCUCUAGUACAUGGACAACAGGAGGAAGGUGCCAUACAGGAUAUGGAUAUAGGACAAGAAGGGGGUUGUUCAGAAGAGAAUUUAGAAAGUUUAGAAACUCCAAUUGAUGACAGUCAGCCAGCUGAAGAGGCUAUAUCUAGCAGUAUGGAGAUUGACCAGAGUAUGAAAGUUGAAGAGCAAAAAUGUUCAGUUGUCCAAGAAUCUGCUCUAGAAAAAUCUGUUUUAGAAAUACAAACAGGAGCUAGAUUAGAAAGUCCAGACACAAUGGAAACGGAUGAAAUCAUUCCAAUUCUUGAAAAGCUUGCACCAGUGGAAGAUGAGCCUGUGGACUUUGUAAAUACUGAUUUGAACUCUGAAAGUGUUGCAGAUACUGAAGAAGAAAAGACAGGAAAUGAGGAGACCUCCCCAAGCAAACAAGAUAGUAGUGAGACUCUUCCCAGUGAAACAUUCCUUGUUCUUUCUGAUGAGGAAGAGCCUAGUGAUGAACGUUCUUCACCAGCAGUAGAAAAGACAUCAGCCCCUCAAGAUGCUGAUGUUGACAUUGCAGAAGUAUCUGCAGAAAAAAAGGAAGAACAAAAAGAUGAAGAACAAAAAGAGGAAAGUGUGAAGGAACCACAGGCUGAGAAAAGUAAUGUUUCUCCAGGUGAAGUUUCUCCAGGUGAAGUUUCUCGGCGAAAGCGUUCUAAAUCAGAGGACCUCGACAGUGAGAGCUCAAAGCGACGACGUUAUGAAGGGGAAGAAUAUGAGGCUGAAUUACAAGUGAAGAUUACAGCUGGAGAUGAUCUCAACAAGAAAUUACAAAAUGUGAUCCAGAAGAUGCUUGAGGAGAAGUUGAGCACCUUGCAAUGUGUAGUCUUCGAGAAAACCAUAGCUGAUCUUAAGAGCAGAGUGGAGAAAAUAGAAUGCAAAAAACAUGAAAAUAUUUUGUAUGCAAUACAGGCUAAAAUUGCAAGGCUGACAAAACGCUUUGGUGCAGCAAAGGAAGACCUUAAGAAAAGACCAGAGCAAUCUGCAACGGUCCUCCCUGCAUCCCCAGGAAAAGGUGCAAAUGAAGCUUCAACUGGCAAUAAUUCCGUGAACUACAGAAGUGGAAGCACAGUGAGGCAAAUGCUGGAGUCAAAACGAAAUGUUGGAGAGACAGUUACUACUUUUCAGCCCUCAACCACUGGUCAGCCAUCAACUCCAACCACAUCCAGUUUACAGCAUCGUACGCCUAACACUACUACUCAGGUGUCAGUAAGCCACUCCACUGCAAAUACCAGUCUACAGGCAAGGGCACCGCCUGACUGGAAAUUAAUUCAACAAAGACUUAAUGCUUCCAGCAUUGGAACUCCUCAAAACACUAUAAAUAACCAGAAUAAGCCUUCACCACCGGUUACCUCUGCUCCACUAAUGACUUCUGUUAUUCCCGCAACUACGACUACCACUGUUGUAGGGAACAACCAGGUGUCUGGCAGUAACUCCCAGCCAAUGUCUGUAUCCCUUCAGUCUUUGCCAGUUAUUCUUCAUGUCCCAGUCUCAAUGCAAUCUCAGUCUCAGCUCAUGCAAGGCACUACAGGAACCUUGGUUACUAACAAACAGUCUGGGAAUGUAGAAUUCAUCCCAGUACAAAAUCAGUCCUCCAUUAGUAAUCUUACUAAAGCGACUCCGGUGUCCUUGGCCCCAAAUAAAACUGUUAACAGUCUAUCAAUGCCAAGUCCAAGCAUACAGCGGAAUACGCUAGCAAACUCUUUAUCAUCAACUCUGACUGUACAGUCUAUCCCAACAACACAUUCAGCUGCACAGUCAUCCAGACCCUCCUUGCCAUCCACUGCAUCUUCAGGAAUAUACAAUCAAGUUAACAAUCGCAUUACUUCCCAAAUGAAAUCUCCACUCUCUGGAUUUAACAGUUCAAGCGCGGCUGAAGCAACAAGCUCCACUAGAGAAGUGCAAGUCAACAGAACUUCAUCUGCAGAAAGUGUCCAAAGCAAGAGGGUAGCUGAAAGCUCAGCUGUGAGUGGAAAGCCUGGUGGAGUUAUUGACCUCACACUAGAUGAAGAAGAUAUUGAGAUUACCUCUCAAGAUUCCAGGAGGACAAGUACUUCAGGUUUAGCAGUAAAUGUCCAGUCACAAAUGAUAAGUCGACCAUCGCAACCUCCACAACCAAACACUUUGCAGUCACCAUCUACAUCUGCAAGUCUAUCUUCUCAAGCCACCAUACAUGUAUUACCUACAGCUCAGACAACAGUGAACAUAACACAGCGACCAGGGACUCAGACCGCAAGGACUUCAGCACCUCGAACCCCAAACAAUCCGCAGAUGGUUUAUGCUCCCUCUAACCUCACAGCAGCCCCAGUCCAGACACCCAUACGCAAUACUGUUAUGCAAAACCAAAAUCUAAGGCAAAUCACCCCUCAAGCUGGAGGGGUGCCUGUAAGAAUGCAGCAGACAGCGGCAUAUGUGGUAAAUAAUGGAAUGACUAUGGGAUCUGCAGGACCACAACUAACAGUCCACCAUCGGCCUCCUCAGGAAACUGUAAGACCUAUCCACCCAGCUCCACUUCCCGAGGCACCGCCACCACAGAGACUUCCUCCAGAAGCAGCAGGUACUUCCCCUCCUCAAAAACCUCAUCUCAAACUAGCCAGAGUGCAAAGCCAGAAUGGAAUUGUACUUUCUUGGAGUGUAUUGGAAGUGGAUCGCUCUUGUGCCAUUGUGGACAGUUAUCACCUCUAUGCAUAUCAUGAGGACCCAAAUGCAACCUCACCUUCACAGUGGAAGAAGAUAGGGGAAGUAAAGGCUCUGCCUCUUCCUAUGGCUUGUACUCUGACACAGUUUGUGUCUGGGAGCAAGUACUAUUUUGCUGUAAGAGCAAAGGACAUCUAUGGCCGAUAUGGACAAUUUUGUGAUCCACAGUCAACAGAUGUAAUUUCCACACAGAGCAGUUAGAUGCACCGUGAAGUUCUUGCUGUUCCUUACUUUUUGGUUUCCUUGUUUUAAACCUUGUGCAUGAACUUUACUUAGAAACUGAUCGGUUUUCAUUCAGGGAUCAGUGUAUAGCACUUUCCCAGCAUCUUCAAACACAAUCAAUGUCCUGCUAAGACUUUUUGAAACCACUGCAGCAACCUAUUUGCGCCAGUCUCCCGAAAAAUAUGGAUAAAGUGAACGUUUUCUGUUUUUACAAGUUCUUCUGGAGCAAGCGUGCUGUCAUCAGUUGUUCAGAUCAGCAACCAGGCAAUGCAUUUAGAAGGUUAUACAUUUAGUAGUUCAGUAAAAUGGUUAAAGAGAAAUGAAACCGAGAACAGAGAUUUGCGGAGAAAUAAGUUCUGCAAUGUAUUUAGGGAUUUAUAAAAUCUUUUUUUUCCCCCAGCCAAGGUAAAUGUAGCUCUUGGGCAAGACAAGUAUUACAGAGGAACCAGAAUUGUGUGGGUAGUUCAUACACUAAAUCCUCUGUGUAUUCCCCACUGGCUGGGGAAUCUGAACUGGACAAUUAUCUAUGGGGUUAAAAAGAUAUGUGGAAAUACUUGUUCUUUUCUUUUUCGUCUUUUUUCUUUCGUUGUUUUUUUUUGUUGUUUUGUGCCUCAACUUUUUGUGCCUCAACUUUUUUUUUUUUUUUUUUUUUAAAUAUUUUUCACUUUUGGUUAAACUGCCUAUCCUCUAGCCAUGCAUAUUAAUAGAAAUAAAUCUAUCUAUAUCUGCGCCAAAGAGGAGUAAUUUUAAUUAUGGAGAGUUUUUAAUUUCAUUUUUGUACCUAUUGCAUUCUAGACCAAGAUGGAAUAAAACUUUAUUUCAGGAAUCUGCAAACCUGUUCUAUGUGGCAGGUGUUCUCAGUUUCCAGCCUUCCUAUAGUGUGUAUCAGUACUGUGUCAGUGUUUUUUUUUAAAUAAACAGAAAGCUUACUCACACUGGUUUCAGAUAUGGCAGUUCAACCGUUUUGUUUUGUCCCCAAGGGAAACACAGGAAUAGGAUUUGGGAAAAACAUGCAUGUAUUAUUUUAAUUGUGCAAUGUAUUCUUACAAAUUCCGGAAAGGAUAACUAUUUUUGUAUUAGUAUUGUUUUUUUCCAGCUACAAACUCCUGAUGGAAAACCUGGCAUAACAAAAUAGGAGGUUAACAACUCGUUAACUAGAAUAACUCAGAUGAUGUUUGUGCAAUGCAGGGUUCAUUGUAUCUCUGAUAGCAUUUGUGUUCUGAUUCCAUUUUAACUAGUAUAUGUAGUAUUGUGAGUAUUUUACAAUUGCAAUACACAGAUCGGCAGGUUACAGCAAAACAGUGGUCGUAACCAUUCACUCCUAAAUGGUAAACUCUUCCGUGACACACUCACUGCUAAACAGGGUGGAAAGCUCUUCUUCAAGAAAUAUUGUUACUUUGUAUAUAAAUAAUAAAUAUUUUUUACAAAUG
Messenger RNA from Xenopus laevis (African clawed frog), 5809 nucleotides. It is a transcript of the gene atf7ip.S, whose product is annotated as activating transcription factor 7 interacting protein S homeolog. The coding region runs from base 528 to 4358 and encodes 1276 amino acids. Gene Ontology annotation, biological process: regulation of DNA-templated transcription. Gene Ontology annotation, molecular function: transcription coregulator activity. The record is from RefSeq and is a predicted model, not a curated record. NCBI's taxonomy places the organism in Eukaryota, Metazoa, Chordata, Amphibia, Anura, Pipidae. Gene Ontology annotation, cellular component: transcription regulator complex; nucleus. The transcript has 17 exons.